UAUGAGAAUAAGGUCAAGAAAGACUUAAAUGGACUUCUGAAGUAACAAAAGGAAGAAAAAUGGAGACAGAGACCAUUUUAAGUCUUAGACACCAACUCAAGGAAGCAGAGAAUGAGCGAAGAAAGGCAGCACAAUAUGGCUUGCAUUUGUUGGAGUCCCAAAGUGAAGUUCAAAAUCAGUUGGAUCAAACACGCCGUGAAUUGACUGAGAAAACUGAGAAAUUUGAACAAGAGAAAUACUCUCUUCAGAGAGAAAUUGAACUCAAGAAUCGAAUGUUGGAAAGCUUGAGUUUUGAAUGUGAUUCCCUUAAGCAACAGCAAAACAUGCAACUGGAUAAACAGAAAGAACUGCUUGCCAGACUAUAUGGACAAGAAAUCAGUGACCUUAAAAACAAGUUGGAGAACCUGAAAGCAGAACUAGAUGAAACCCGACUCUCAGAGAAGCAAUUAAGACACAAAGUGGAUCAUCAGAAGGAAAUAAUUGCUGCCAAAUCAGAAGAACUACGUAUGAUGUCUGAACGUGUACAUGAGACAAUGUCUUCAGAAAUGCUCAAUCUUCAGAUAGAACUCACUGAACUAGAAAGCGUCAAGGCCAACGUUGAAGAAAAGCUGAAUGAACUGCAGUACAGUAAAGAACAACUAGAACUUGUAAACAGUAACUUACGUAAUCAGCUGGAGCGUCUGCAGGGAGAAAAAGAAGAGAGGGAAAAAGAAGUUGUUUCUUACUGUAAUGCGUUAGAGAAAGCUCGUGAAGCUAAUCAAGAGCUUCAGGUUCAGCUGGAUCAUGCAGUGCAGCAAUCUUUGGACCCUACAAGUAAAGGCAAUUCUCUCUUUGCUGAGGUGGAGGACCGUAGGGCAGAAAUGGAACGACAGCUGAUCAGUGUGAAAAUAAAAUAUCAGUCACUACAAAAACAGCAUGCAUUCACUAGAGAACAGUUGCAGAGAAUGAAGCUACAAAUGGCUACACUGCUACAGAUGAAAGGCUCUCAGGCAGAAUUUGAGCAGCUGGAACGCUUACAGUCGAUGUUAGAACAAAAGAAUGGUGAGAUAGAAGAUCUUCUUCUGAAAGUGAGGCAGCUAGAAAAAUUUAAGACUUUAUAUGAGAAUAUGGAAGAAUCCAGAGCUGGUAGUAGCUCAAAAGGAGGAGAGUCUGAAGAUGGUUACUAUGCGGAUUUACUACAAAUGAAACUUGACAACUCAAACAAGGAAACGGAAACCUUGAAAAAUGAACUAUCCUUGCAGAGGAUGAAAGCUCUGUAUGAGAGCCAAAGGGUUCUAGAAGUUGAAAGGAAGCUCUUCACAAAUGAGAGGCAUUUGCAAGCUUGUCAGAGUGAGAAUAUGAACUUGCGAGUUAUGCUUGAUGAGCUAAAAAUGAAAUACGAACCUGAAGAAUUACUUAAAGGCACUAAAAUUAAAAAGAAGAGGGAGAAGAUUCCAGUGGACGCUACUUGUGAAUACUUGGACAGCAAAAACACUUCUGUAAAAGAAGCUGCUCUCGCUCAAUUGCCGAGUAAGGAAGAAACAAAGGUGACUUCCAAGAACUUGGAGCAAAUUGAUGCUUCUCCAAAAAAACAUGCUCUUGAAGCACCACCAAUAAACAUAGCUCUUCAAGCAAUGCAAAAAGUAGUUGAACCUGAAAGAGAAAGAAAGAGAGUUAAAACUAAAGAUGAGAAUCAUGAUGCUUUUACUUCGUAUAGCAGAAGUGGAAGUAAUUCCUUGACUUCGGCUGCCCCCAGGUUAACAGCUGAAUCCAGAUUUGAAACUACGGAAAAAGAAGAUAAGAAAGAAAAUAAAAUGUUGACUGAGAAGAAAACACAAAAGAAAAAAUACACAACGUUGUAUGUAUCUUCUAAGCCAACUUCUGAAACACAAUGUGCUCAGCAAUAACACUUGCAUUUCUGGAAGGAACCUGAACAAUUUGGAGUCCUGCUUCAGCAGGAAAUACUGAGUAAACUUAUGUCACACAUAAAUGUACAGGUUCCUAACUUAGAUGUGAUCUGCCUUGUUUUAUGAAGAGUAUAAUCACAUUAAUGAGUUGCACUUUUGAUAUCUUAACUUCCCAGAGGGCACCUGUUAAGUUCCCUGGCAAAGUGACCUGAAGCAUUGCCUUGGCUUGAAUAAUGGCUAAGUCUCUAACCACGUGUUAAUCGCUAUUUGUUUGAAGCACUGUGCUAUUCCUGAAAAUAAGUACUUGCUACAGAAGUUUUAGUAUAUGAUAAGACGGGGGUCAACCCUGAGCAAGACAGACUCGACAAUUUUGAUGCAGAACUCAACUAAGUCAUGUGCUCCGAAUUGUUUCCAGUUCCUGAAUUCGGAAUUCAAAUCUUUCCCUCCCUAAUGUGUAAUUGUUCAACUUUCAGAUUGACCUGAUUGCAAAGGUGCAUGUGACUUUUUAUGCAUUUUGUGGGAUAGUAUUCUUUUGAAACUCUAUAAAUUCUUGUAUUUGUACUAAUAAUUAAA
Molecule: messenger RNA, 2459 nt
Organism: Gavia stellata (red-throated loon)
Lineage: Eukaryota; Metazoa; Chordata; Aves; Gaviiformes; Gaviidae
Gene: SPDL1
Product: spindle apparatus coiled-coil protein 1
Exons: 12
Coding region: 60-1886 (608 amino acids)
Biological process (GO): establishment of mitotic spindle orientation; mitotic spindle assembly checkpoint signaling; protein localization to kinetochore
Cellular component (GO): spindle pole; outer kinetochore
Molecular function (GO): kinetochore binding
Source: RefSeq, a predicted model, not a curated record